AUGGAUGUGAAUGCCGUCACCCUCUGGACAACAGCGGGACUGGCAUUCAACCAGCAACGCCUUAUGCAACGUGCCCUUGACAUCGUCACCACUCUCGCACAAAAUACAGGUGAAGCGGUGCCCUGCGAGGGGGACCUGACACCUAGAACCGCGGUGCUAGGACUGGGGCUGCUGUUGUUCCUCGCGACGCCCGCACAGCUUCAGCAGUUGCGGAUCGAGUCCGGUUCGGUGCUGACACCCUGCCGUGAGACCCGGGGUCAGCUGCCAGGGGGCGCCCUUAGCUACGACUACACCAAGGCCUUGCUGGCGCGCGUCGAAGCCUGCGCCCUCUUCAAUCGACGAUUCAUGGCUGAGAAUCUUCCCCUUGAACUGUCAGCUCUGACCGUUACACCAAGGAUAGAAGUGCCCUCUUCGAACGAACUCAAGCGGCUCACCGAGGAACAGGCCUUCCUGCGAAUCUACCAGCUGCUCGUGGCCUACUCUUCCUUCGCCCAGCACACAGCCAACACGAGCCUAGCCCCUGGCUGUGGCCGCCCUUCCAAGAGGACCGGGGCCGCUCUACUCGGCGCCGCUCAGCGCAACGCUGACCAACUCCAAGAGCUCCGCUGCGACGUCCGACUCAGCAGCGGCGCCCACGGCAGCAAGGCACAGUUUGAGGUGGCGGACGCCAGCGCCCAGGGCCUCUUGCUGGACACGUACGCGGACUGUAGCAAGCGCCUCCUGGAGGACUACCGCGUUGCUCUCGGCAUUCAGAAGCUUCUGCACAGCGUGCGCGGCUACCUGGUCCACCUGGUGAGGCUCAAGAGUCCCUUCCAGGGUGCAGAAGUCGCCGAACUUUCAUCUGCGGUGGAAGCAUUGGAGCCAGCAGCCUAUUAG
This is a messenger RNA of Ixodes scapularis (black-legged tick), 876 nucleotides long. RefSeq lists its product as uncharacterized. Bases 1 to 876 code for a protein of 291 amino acids. The record is from RefSeq and is a predicted model, not a curated record. The transcript is spliced from 5 exons. Lineage: Eukaryota; Metazoa; Arthropoda; Arachnida; Ixodida; Ixodidae.